GAGUAACACAUGCGCCGCUCUUCUGACAUGUUUUGAAGUGAGCUCCGGAAGCUAACAGCAAUACAAGCACAUCCACGCUGCGUCAGGAUGGACUUGGGCAGUCAGACGUCCACAGUUCAGUUGGUGCUUUUGGCCUCGAGCUCGGCCCUCACUGCUCUGUUCUAUUCGAUCUACAAGAACAGAGCCACCACCGCCAACAGACUCAAGGAAGCGAAAAAAGUGUCCAUCGACCAGGACCUGAACGAGCUCCUGUCUGAGACCCCGGGGAGAUGCGUCCCUUAUGCCGUUAUAGAAGGUGCGGUGAAAGCUGUGAAUGAAACCCUGAGCAGUCAGUUUGUCGAUAACUGCAAAGGUGUGAUCGAGCGCCUCACACUGAAGGAGAAGAAGAUGGUCUGGAAUCGCACCACUCACCUCUGGAACCACACAGAGAAAGUCAUCCACCAGCGCACCAACUCCGUCCCGUUCGCCAUCGGCUCCCUGGACGACAGCGUCUCAGUCUGUGUGCGGGUCGUGCGCCCCCUGGAGGCCUCUGAGCUCGAACUAGAGACCACCUACGAAAACUUCCACCCCGCCGUUCAGUCCAUCACCAGCACUAUCGGCCAUUUUAUCAGCGGAGAACGUCCCAAAGGCAUUCACGAGGUAGAGGAGAUGCUACGAAUCGGGGACAGCAUCACUGGAGUCGGCGAGCUCGUUCUUGACAACAACCUUAUCAAGCUACAACCACCUAAAGAACACUACUGCUACUUCCUUAGCCACUUGGAUUACGACGCAUUACUGAGAAAACAAGAAAGUAGCGUUAGAAUGUGGAAAAUUAUCACGAUUAUCUUCGGUAUGGCAGCCUGCUCGACCCUGGUCUAUAUCUUGUGGAAGAAAUUUGCUCAUUAUCGGCAGAAAAAGCGCGAAAGGGGUUUGAUGGAGGAGUUCGAGGCGCAGCAGAGACAGAGGAUACAAGAUCUGAACUUGGAUGACACCGCCAUUUCACCCUCCAGCUGUACCGUUUGUUUAAGUCGGGAAAGAGAUUGCGUUUUUCUCGAGUGCGGACACGUGUGCUCCUGUCUCCAGUGCUACGAAUUUUUCCCCACACCCAAGAAGUGCCCCAUAUGUAGAAGACACAUAGACAGAGUGGUGCCAUUGUACCAUAGCUAAAGAAAAAAUUCUGUGUUUCCCGUUAAUAGAAAAGACUACAGUGGCCUCCCCAUAGUCUAGAAUUCUCCCACAUAGUCUAAAAAGAACAUGGACUAGACUUUGGCAUAUUAAAAGCUCACUUUGUCGCUUCAUUCAUAACAUAAAAAGUAACUAAACUGUUACAAAAGACUGCUGAAAUAUGAAGUACAGGCAAUAAGUGACGUUUAUAGGGCCUAUAUUACGCUAUUUUAUGUUAUGUUAUGUUUUCUCAUCAAAAACAUGCCCUUGAGUUUUAUUUCAUUCAAACAUGUGUAAAUCCUGCAUAUUUAGACUGGAACAGAGCAUUUGGAGCUUUGGAGAUGUAGACAGAAUAAUAAUAAAGGAUUACUCAAACACGCGUGAAUGAAAUAAAACACAACUCCAGACGCGUUUUUAAUGAGAUAACAACGUUCUAAAAUAGCUAAACGCUCAUAUGAGUCAAUUUUGUGUAAUAUAGGGCCUUUUAAACUCCACAAAUUGUAUGAAAGUGAAGGAAAUGAAGGAAAUUCUGAAUAUACAAAGUACAGAAUGUAAUUUCACAGGCCAAUAAUUUUAGCAGUUCUUGUCUCAGAAUGCUUAGAAACAGAUCAAGAUUUUAUAUUUAAUGUUUUAUUUUUGUUCUGUUUUCAGGUUGAGCCGUUCACUCCCAAAGAGAAGUCAAUUUGCAUCUUGGAAUCUGCUCGCACACAGUCACUCAAGACUGAGCAGCCUUCAGUACAAAAUUUUGAAAAACUUGACCAGCUGGCAAACAUAUUUGGACUUGGUACUAAAAAUGUUAAAGGGCUAAAAGAUCUGAUAGGUCAUCAUCAGUUUCAGAAGAGAAGGUUGAACAAGUUUGUGAAAAACUCAAGAAGUCUGUAAGGAGAACAAGUUUGGAAACCCAGAUUCCUUGAAUGAUGAUUUGGUUUACCAGAUCCUUUAGCCCUGCAUAAUCAGACUUCCUCUUUACAUUUUUGGUACCAAGUCCAGAUUUGUUUGCCAGUUGGUGAAGUUUUUCCAAAUUUUGCAUUGAAGCUGCACAGUGUUGAGUGACUUGUCUUUAGGAGUGAACAGCACGGCUCAACCUGAAAACAGUACAAAAAUAAAACAUUAAAUUACUAAUUAAAAUCUUGAUCUGUUUCUAUACAUUCUGUGAACAUUUGAGGUGAUUUCAACAAAAAUUGCCAAAAUUAUUGGUCUGCGAAAUGAUGUCAAAUUUUCUGGGACAGCCUGUAGUUGUGCCACAAAGUCUGAACCAAAGGAACGGGAAACACUUUAGUAAUGUAGACUAGUGGCUAUACUAAUGUAGGCAAUCCUCAAAGCUAUGAAACUGUAUUUAUAAAAGUGCUUCUCAUACAACACUGUAACCCACAAAGUGCUUCACAUGUAACACUGUGCACUAUGUAACCGUUCUGGGGUCGUGAAGAGGGUUCCACCACACACAUUCAUAGAUGAGAAAUACACUGGAUCACUAUAAUCUAAAACGUUCUAAAUAAACUGGAGGAAGUGUGCGUGGAAAGUGAAGGCUGGAUAAAGCAGAAGAAAAACGAUGGAUGGACUGUAAUCUAAAAUAAAACACCAAAAGGUUUACACACUCAACAGUGACUUUGAACAAAGCUUUGACCUCACCUAAAUGUGCUUGAUGUGUUGGUACCUGCCAGCAUUUCACAUUUUUAUGGAUUAAAGAUAACUGGAAAAUAUACUAGUCUCCGGUGUUUCAUAAUCUUCCCAGACUCGCCGAGUUGUUAAGUGGAUGACAGCAUUAGCACUGAACGCUGUGUCUAUUAAUUAUAUCUCUGGGUUUCACCACUUGUCUCCAUAGCGAUGCUGUUACUUUACCUCCAAUGUACAAAUUAAACUGAUCCAUAUGGCAAUUGUUACAUAUACAGAUACAUUUUUACAGAUCUGACCUGUAACUUGCCCUAUGAGCUGCUUGUCCCAGUGGAGAUUGAUAAAUUUAAUGCCACACUAUGGAACAAUUUAGGCCAGGGGUGUCAAACUCAUGUUGGUCCAGGGGCUGCGUCAUUUUUCUGAUAAGGGUGUCACGGUCAACAGUCAAAACGAUCGUCCUUUAAGAGAGUUUGGAAAGAGACAAGUCUUCAUUUGUGCUGCUCUGGUGGGAGGGGCCACGCACAGAAGCGCCGCAGAAAAUUACCAAUAUUUUAAUAGAAAAUAUAAUUCAAAUAUUUUAGUAGAAAAUCAGCUGAGGGCCAGAUUAAAGGUCUUGGAGGGCCGGAUCCAGCCCCCGGGCCGUAUGUUUGACACCCCUGAUCUAGGCAAAGCAAUAGCAUGCAGGUGGGGGACGCUUCUUCAAAAAAAGCAGCAUUAUGAUCUAUAAAGUCUUCAAAAACCUGUGUCAUGUGAUAGUUCUUAUUUCUGUGGUUCAUUUACCGAUUUUUUUGGACUAUAAGUCACUUCCGAGUAUAAGUCGCAUCAGCCAAAAAAAUGCGUAAUGAAGAAGAAUAAAACAUACAUAAGUCACACUGGACUAUAAGUUGCACUUUUUGGGGGAAAUUUAUUUUAUAAAAUUAGAGACCAGGAACCGACAUUUCCUGUUGAAAGCACAAAGAACAACAGACUGUUAACGUCACAGUUCUUCAGAUAAACUAUAACAUAAACAACAGAACAGAACAAGUUUACCAAACUCUCCAUCUCACUCCAAAUCACUAAAUCCAUUCAAUUCUUCAUCCUCGGUGUCACUGCUGAACAAGUCUGUGACCUCUGGAGGAAAACAGAGCACCGCUUCCUCUUCUGUGUAGCUGUCGUCAAACUCGGCUUCAGUUCCAGUUAGAAUUAUUCUGGCAUUUCUGAAUCUCGACAGGAUGAUUUCGGUGUCACUGAAGUCCAGGCUUUGUCGACCCUGAAAGUUGCAUGUGUGUUCUCCAUCCCCGCUUUCUGCCAGUCCCUCUCAAGUUUCUCGCUCACUUCAAACUUUCUUUCUGCUGCUCGAUUACUGUUUUCAUCUGAACAUUUCAGUUGUUGCAGCAGGACAGAGGCUCUUUCUGUAGGAGCCAUGCGCAGCACAGUGACGUGAAGUGGUGCAGGAUUAAUAGGAGCAGCAGAUACUGACACACAAGACUAGAGCGCCCCCUUGAGGCUUCAGUGUGAACAUUUUAAUAUAUAAUUUACAGGAAACAUCCAAACGAUGAAAAAAGUGUGACUUAUAGUCCAAAAAGUACUGUAUUUCUGUGGUUCAUUUACAGCCUUUUUACAGAUUAUUGUUGUACUUACCUCAACUAAAAUAUUUACUGCCAA
Messenger RNA from Boleophthalmus pectinirostris (great blue-spotted mudskipper), 4398 nucleotides. RefSeq names its product mitochondrial E3 ubiquitin protein ligase 1b (gene mul1). Gene Ontology annotation, biological process: protein ubiquitination; organelle organization. Gene Ontology annotation, cellular component: mitochondrion. Lineage: Eukaryota; Metazoa; Chordata; Actinopteri; Gobiiformes; Gobiidae. The transcript has 5 exons. Bases 88 to 1146 code for a protein of 352 amino acids. Gene Ontology annotation, molecular function: ubiquitin-protein transferase activity. The record is from RefSeq and is a predicted model, not a curated record.